ACGCUCCCAUCCACCCAACAUUUCCUCGAUCGCAUAUCAUCAUGAAGUACUCCUUCACUAUUCCCGUACUUGCGACUCUCCUCCUUUCCGUUUUCGCCACUCCGGCUGCCGUUCCGGAAGCUAAUGGGCUAGAAUCCAGGGCCGUUGUCUCUUGUACAGCCAAUGGUGGCCCCGUUUCCAGUUGUUGCACCGGGAGUUUGACUCGAUACGGAUGUCCUCACACUGAUACCAAUGCCUGCACUAAGGCUGGUACUACGCCUUGCGGCUCUAUUGUGCAGAUCUACUGUUACUUGUUCGGAGAAGCUGUGAAUGGGAACUCGAUGUGGUUCCGUCUCAAUCCUAGCUCGAAUGGCAUGAUGCCUGCAUCUUUCUUUUCUUCUUGUUCUGGGAUUUCUCCGUGCUAGAUAAAGUUCGAAACCAUUGCGCUGGUUGAUGGUAAUGGAAGUUACUCGCGGAUUUUAGGAGUAUGGAAAAGAUCAAGACAUCUAGAAACUAUUAUAAGCUCGCUUAAGGGGUUCGGGGCCCUGAUCAAUCCUAUCCACCUAACUUUUGAUCGCGAUAUCAUCCCACACAACACGUUUAUCAUGGAUAUAAAGGACAGAACGAUUGAAGCUGCAAUUCAUAGGAUUCAUUUAGGCA
Molecule: messenger RNA, 639 nt
Organism: Lindgomyces ingoldianus
Lineage: Eukaryota; Fungi; Ascomycota; Dothideomycetes; Pleosporales; Lindgomycetaceae
Exons: 3
Coding region: 42-404 (120 amino acids)
Source: RefSeq, a predicted model, not a curated record